GAUUCUUUUAUUUACGCCCGUCGAUUAAUUCGGGAAGAGGGACUUCUUGCUGGUGGUUCAUCGGGAUCUGCGAUGUGGGCAGCAAUCCAGGCGUGCAAAUCUUUGAAAAAAGGUCAACGUUGUGUUGUCCUAUUCGCCGAUUCCGUUCGAAAUUAUAUGUCUAAAUUCUUAAACGAUGAUUGGAUGAAAUCUCACGGAUUUAUUGAUGAAGUUAUAAAAAAAGAUGAAGUUAAAGUUCAACAAUAUGGAGGCGCUACUAUUCGCGAUCUUAAUCUUAAGGUCGCAGUUACCAUCGAUUCAACUUUUACCUGUCGAGAAGCAAUCAAUGUGCUAAAAAGCAAUGGAUUCAAUCAAUUGCCAGUUACUUCUCAUAACAAGUUAGUAGGACUGGUUACUCUCGGAAAUUUAUUGGCUAAGCUAUCCAGAGGAGGAAAGACAGCUGAUUCUCCUGUUAGUGAAGUGAUGUUCAAAUUCGAUAGGUCGGGAAAGCAUUUCCAAGAAAUCACAGUAGACACACCUUUAGAGGAUUUAACCAAAUUCUUCGAGCACCAUAGUUCAGCGGUUGUUACUGAACGUGGGGAAAAUGGACUUAUAACCCGACAUGUAGUAACCAAAGUAGAUUUGUUAUCGUAUCUGGUCAAGAAUUAA
This is a messenger RNA of Acaulospora colombiana, 648 nucleotides long. Lineage: Eukaryota; Fungi; Glomeromycota; Glomeromycetes; Diversisporales; Acaulosporaceae. The record is from the annotation of a GenBank genome assembly.